CUUCAGUUGAGAAAACUUGGAGAAAAGGCAAACAUGAGUCUCUCUGGAAAGGACAAGAGUGUGGUGAAGGCUUUCUGGGACAAAGCUGCCCCGAAGGCCGCUGAUAUUGGGGCUGAAGCUCUGGCCAGGAUGCUGAUUUCCUACCCUCAGACCAAGACCUACUUUUCUCACUGGUCCGAUCUGAGCCCUGACUCUGCUCAGGUGAAGAAGCACGGAGCUACCAUCAUGGSAGCCGUUGGAGAGGCCGUGGGAAAGAUCGAUGACCUCACUGGUGCCCUGUCCAAACUGAGCGAGCUGCAUGCCUUCAAGCUCCGAGUGGACCCUGCUAACUUCAGGAUCCUGGCCCAUAACAUCAUCCUGGUGCUGGCCAUGUACUUCCCUGCUGACUUCACCCCUGAGGUCCAUGUCUCCGUCGACAAGUUCCUGAACAACCUGGCCCUGGCUCUGUCCGAGAGGUAUCGCUAAACAACCCAGGACCUGAACGAGGAUCGACUGCAUUCCAUCACCUUUGUCUCCUUUAAACCAGAGGGUUUGAUGAAUAAAGCCAAUAAAUAUAAAAUAUUCAGAAAA
Molecule: messenger RNA, 570 nt
Organism: Austrofundulus limnaeus
Lineage: Eukaryota; Metazoa; Chordata; Actinopteri; Cyprinodontiformes; Rivulidae
Product: hemoglobin subunit alpha-A
Exons: 3
Coding region: 34-465 (143 amino acids)
Biological process (GO): oxygen transport; hydrogen peroxide catabolic process
Cellular component (GO): hemoglobin complex; haptoglobin-hemoglobin complex; blood microparticle
Molecular function (GO): oxygen binding; organic acid binding; peroxidase activity
Source: RefSeq, a predicted model, not a curated record